GCCCAGCUCCCUCGGCCCGGCGGAUCCCGGCUGCUUGCGACCUCCUGUUCCCUCCUGAGCCCCGCUGCCCGCACUCCCCGCUCAUGGCCUCGCUGCUGUGCUGCGGGCCCAAGCUGGCUGCCUGCGGCAUCGUCCUCAGUGCCUGGGGCGUGAUCAUGUUGAUAAUGCUUGGAAUAUUUUUCAAUGUCCAUUCUGCCGUGUUAAUUGAGGACGUUCCCUUCACGGAGAAAGACUUUGAGAACGGCCCUCAGAAAAUAUACGACCUUUACGAGCAAGUCAGCUACAACUGUUUCAUCGCCGCGGGUCUUUACCUCCUCCUGGGAGGCUUCUCCUUCUGCCAGGUUCGCCUCAAUAAACGCAAGGAAUACAUGGUUCGCUAGAGCUCGCCCCGCUCUCCCUCCCCACCCCUCUCUCUGGCAGUCCCUCCCAUUCUGGGGACCGGCUGUCUGUCCGUCUGUGCCGGCGCCCUGCCCUUGGCCGGAAGUACAAUAAAGAUGCUGGUCUCUUAAA
This is a messenger RNA of Jaculus jaculus (lesser Egyptian jerboa), 510 nucleotides long. It is a transcript of the gene Rnasek, whose product is annotated as ribonuclease K. The transcript has 3 exons. Bases 84 to 380 code for a protein of 98 amino acids. NCBI's taxonomy places the organism in Eukaryota, Metazoa, Chordata, Mammalia, Rodentia, Dipodidae. Gene Ontology annotation, molecular function: RNA endonuclease activity. The record is from RefSeq and is a predicted model, not a curated record.